AUGCAUUCUUCACGCAGCAGAGAAGAAACACUCGAAACGGGUGAUACAGGAGAAGGAGAAGGGGACGGCUUACUCCACCCCUUCUGGUACAUCAACUACGUCGGCGCCGGGCAGGAAGUGUGGGCUCUUCUGCAGAACAGGGACAGGAAGAACAAGAAGAGGGAGGAAAGCAGCACCGGCGGCUCAAUGAUGGAGAAGGCGCGGAUGGUCAGGGCUUUGUACGAUCCGCACCGCGUCAUGGAGAGGCGGGUUAAAGGCGGGUUGAAGCUUGGGGUAUAA
This is a messenger RNA of Fonsecaea multimorphosa CBS 102226, 279 nucleotides long. RefSeq lists its product as uncharacterized. NCBI's taxonomy places the organism in Eukaryota, Fungi, Ascomycota, Eurotiomycetes, Chaetothyriales, Herpotrichiellaceae. The transcript has a single exon. Bases 1 to 279 code for a protein of 92 amino acids. The record is from RefSeq and is a predicted model, not a curated record.